Molecule: messenger RNA, 575 nt
Organism: Apis dorsata (giant honeybee)
Lineage: Eukaryota; Metazoa; Arthropoda; Insecta; Hymenoptera; Apidae
Product: glutaredoxin-C4-like
Exons: 3
Coding region: 135-458 (107 amino acids)
Biological process (GO): cellular response to oxidative stress
Cellular component (GO): cytoplasm
Molecular function (GO): glutathione disulfide oxidoreductase activity
Source: RefSeq, a predicted model, not a curated record
UAUCUUUAGAUUUUAUGAACGAUAUGUCGAAAAUAAUUCUUAAAAGUAGUCUGGCUUACGUAGUCGAUAAGAAAAAUUAUGUGACAGCUGUUAAAGGUCCGAACGACUGUUAAUGAUUUUUAAUUGUUGAGAAAAUGUUGAAUUUCACAGAGGAAAACGCAAUGCCUACAACAAAAGAGGAAGUUAACCAACUUAUUGCAUCUCAUAGCAUUGUGAUAUUUUCUAAAACAAGUUGUCCAUUUUGCAAAAUGGCUAAACAAGUAUUUCAUAAUUUGCAAAAAGAAUAUACUGCUAUCGAACUGAAUGAAAGGAAUGAUGGAGAUGAAAUUCAAAGUAUAUUAGGAGAAAUGACUGGAGCUAGAACAGUACCUAGGGUAUUUGUAAAUGGAGUAUGUUUAGGAGGUGGAACAGAUGUAAAGAAACUUUACGAAACAGGAGAAUUACAAAAAAUGUUUUAAUAUUACUUCUGUUGCUUAUAUUCUUAUUACUAUUACUAUUUAUAUCAUAAUUUUAUAUAUUCAUUAUUAUAUUGUUAAUUUUAUUAAAUAAAUAAAAACAAAUAACAAAGAAUAUAA